GAAUCCUUCAGUCAGUCGUGCCGUUCACACCCGGUCGAGUUGCACGCGCGUUGACGUCGAUCSACGCCGCUACCGUUGUCGUCGUCGUGUUCGUAUUUUUGCCGUCGUUUAUAAUAUCAUAAUAAUAAUAUAUUAAUUUGAAACGUGUAAAUGCAAGAGAAUUUCAACUGUUGAUAUCGCGAGUUUUUCGUCCGUCGGAUGGGUGUGCGGUCAUUUUUUUCGAAUUCGAUAAAUUUCUUUUUACACUUAUUCUCGAUUUAAGUUCCGAAAACGCAGUAUAACAGCAAAGCAUAAAAGUGYGACCAUUAAUAUUGUAGUCUAAUAGUUAUAUACAUAGGUACGUUAUCUUCGCCGUGUCGCGGGCAGUCGCGCGAGAGUGUCUGCAACAGUUUCCGAUCGUGUUUUCGCGCUCCGCCGUCCAUAACAUAGGUACAAUAUUAUAUUAUAAAUAAGUAAAUAGCAGAGGUUUAUACCUUCGAGUCCGUUCGUCGAGCCGCCCACACCUCCGAGCCCGACAUGCGGAGGUUUUUGUUGGCGGUAAUCGUGUUGUCGGUGCACCGUCGGUGGGACGGAUGCGCCUACCCGACGUCUGCGGAGUCUGCUGCAAACGGGGAAUGCCGCGUGGCCGUACAACGGUUCCGGUCAGUCGGCCUGUACGACACGCCGACGUCGCGGAUUGACCAAGGAGACAAUCUGAAAGUGUGUCAGUCGAGGAAGAGCUGUUGCAACGCCGCCACCGAGGCUCGGUUGAUAGACAUGGUGGACAGCGAAUACAAGAGACACCUGGCCACGCAGGCGGGCUACGUUUAUGACCUGCUCAAUUCUACCGCCCAUCACUUGCAAGAUCACAUGACGCACAUGAUCCGGAAGUCCAAGAGCAAAACGGUUCGAGUACUGGCGGACGUGUACUCGAGCAUCGAAGGACCGGCCGCCGGUCCGUUGGACGCGUUCUACGGGCGGCUGUCGCGGUACGUGCACGAAGACCCGGAAACGACUCCGGCGACGAGCCUGGAAGACGCUGCAUCCCGGCUGUUCGCCGACCUGUUUCCGGUCGUCUACCGAACGGUGGCUGCGGCGGCCGACAGACCGGAUGGCGGCGAGACCGAGUUCGACGAGGAUUACGUCCAGUGUCUAACCGKUAAAGCCUUCGAUGUUAAACCGUUCGGCGACGUGCCGUACACGCUGGCCAAGGACAUUUCCAGGACAUUCUCCGCCACCAAUGUACUCGUACACGCGCUCAGAUACGGUGGCCAAUUAGUGGACGAAGAACACUCCCGGUCGUGGCUGGGCUACGGAAAUACGGAACAGUGUUCGGCGGCGCUGACUCGGAUGAGACAGUGCUCGUGGUGCGACGGCAAGGACGCGAAACCGUGUCACGGGCUGUGCGUGAACGUUAUCCGCGGCUGUCUGGCCAGGGAGACGGCGCACCUGGACGCGCCGUGGACCGGAUACUACGAGGCCGUGGACCGUCUGGUGUCGGCCAUCAACAACGGCCAGUCGUCGGUGUGUCUGGAGGACCUGCUCAGAUCCCUGCACUCGAGGAUAUCCGAAGCCAUCAUGUACGCGAUGAACCACGCUUCAGACAUACAAAACAACGUGAAAUACUUCUGUGGUCCUGCAAAGUGGAACAAUCGUGCCCCGGCUACAGCUUCGUCGUCAGGUGCAGCCAUGGUGCCAGAGAGCCAGGAAGUGUGGAACGUUGAGGAAGAGGACCUUAGCACAGCGCUGCUCACAUCCAAGUUGACCAAGUUUUCCGACCCGGAAACUGCUGUUAGGGUGCGGGGACUGUUCUCAGACAUGGCGCGGUCCAUGUGCGCAAACUACACGACGACGGACUGCUGGAACGGCCGAGCGACGGUGUUGAAUCAAUUGAGUUCGAGUCCACAGUCAGACUCGCUCAUGGCCGACGAGGCUGAAGGGUCUGGCGAAGGCAGUGGCGCUGGCAGGGGAAGUAACUCCGGCUGGGACGACGACGACGACAACGCAGACUACUCAUCAUCGGGUGACGGUUCCGGUGAAAAUCCGAUCACAACUCAGUCGCCUAACUCCGACGAUUCACAAUUCAAAACRACUGAAAAAUCGGGACCGGACGUAGUGAUAAACGGCAACGAACCGUCGGGCGCCACCCCGUCUACACGACUGCACGCACCCCUAUUGAUAACGGUGUKCUUGAUGGUCAUCCCCGGAUUGCAGCAUCAGCUGACGAGGAUAUAUUUUUAAAUGUACUUUUUAUUUUUUUGUUUUCGUCACGUUAAGUUAUUAUAUUGUUGUUAAGUGAAACUUUGUUCUUGGAUUUACUCGGCUUUUCUUUAGGGUACCUUUUCAAAAAUAUAUAUAUAUAUAUAUUUAUAUGUAUGUACAAUUUAUAACACUUCUGGACACAAUUAAUC
Diuraphis noxia (Russian wheat aphid) is the source of this 2390-nucleotide messenger RNA. It is a transcript of the gene dally, whose product is annotated as division abnormally delayed protein. The record is from RefSeq and is a predicted model, not a curated record. Gene Ontology annotation, cellular component: extracellular region; plasma membrane; cell surface. Gene Ontology annotation, biological process: cell migration; regulation of protein localization to membrane; positive regulation of canonical Wnt signaling pathway. NCBI's taxonomy places the organism in Eukaryota, Metazoa, Arthropoda, Insecta, Hemiptera, Aphididae.